AUGCAGAACGGAGAUGAUACGCCGGCGGCGGCCGACACAACGAAGAAACCCCUUCCUGAAGAAAUAACGAAGCAAUCCUUCCGUCUCAAAGUUUGGCGACAUCUGGAGACAAAUGGACUGGCUAUGUUUCCUCGGCCGGUGUUCAACCGGAUUCCUAAUUUCAAGGGCGCUCAGGAGGCGGCCGCAAAGUUGGCAGAAUUAGACGUGUUCAAGAACGCAAAUACUGUUAAAGUGAACCCGGAUAAACCGCAGGAGCCUGUCAGGGCGAUUUGUUUGGAACAGCACAAGACACUGUAUGUACCAGUACCCCGUCUACAGAACGGCUUCCUGAACCGACUCGUAUUGCCUGAAGGCGAGACUGGUCCUGCAGCAAUAAGGAAAGCCGUGUCACGUAACGGCAUGGAAACUUAUGGACAACCCAUAGGUAUUGAAGACACAGUCUCUUUAGACCUAGUUGUUAUGGGUUCUGUGGCAGUUUCCAAGGAGGGCUACCGCAUUGGCAAAGGAAGAGGUUAUGGCGACUUGGAGUUUGGUCUUAUGAUGCACAUGAAGGCCAUCAAGCCAACCACACUGGUCGCAACCACCGUCCACGAUUGUCAGGUGUUCGAUACGCUGCCAGCGGAAUUAUUUGGCCCUCACGACGUUCCUGUUGAUCUUAUUGUCACGCCAACACAGGUGAUAGAGACGCAGCGUAUGAGUCAGAGACCGGGGGGCAUCCUGUGGCAUCUACUGUCCAACCGUCGCAUACAGCUAAUGCCUAUACUCGGCCAACUGCGUGAAGUCGAAAUGCUCGCUGGUCGAGCUUGUACUUUGAAGGAAGUGGACACAGAUGUAGAGGAACGCACGGCCAACCGUCCGAGACGUCCCAGAAGACGCACUCGCUCGCACAAGAGCCAGAGCGAAGGAGAGGGUAACACCACCGAGGGUGAGGAGGGCAAAGGUGGUAAGCCGCGACGUGGGAGGAGGCGUAACAGCACCAAGUCCAAGGAGGGCAAGGAGAAGGACGUGAAAGAAGAAAAACCGCGUCGCCCUAAACGUCCGCGUCCGGUUAUUGAUUUUUCUGUAAAGAUAUCGAACAUCAGCCCCAACACACGCGUGCGCGAUCUUAAACAAGCAUUGUCUGAACGCGGCGUCAAACCACAGGUCAUGGUUUGGAAGGGUUUCCGUGGUUUUUGCUUUCUGCAUUUCUUUAAACCGGGACCACAAAAGGGUGAAGGCGACAGCGCGCCGGCGAUAAACAUGGAGAGUGUGCUGGCGGCGCUGGCGGAGAUGUCGGUGGGGGGCAGCGGGGGCGGCGGCGGCGACGGCGACGAACGCGACGACAAGCCGCGCCUGCUCAGCGUGGAGCCCGCGCCGCCGCGCCAGCCGCGCGUGCCGCGCCAUCCGCCCGCCCAGUCGGACCUCCAGCCGGACCCUCAGACGAACCCCCAGGAGGUUCAUUGA
This is a messenger RNA of Parnassius apollo (apollo), 1443 nucleotides long. The record is from the annotation of a GenBank genome assembly. NCBI's taxonomy places the organism in Eukaryota, Metazoa, Arthropoda, Insecta, Lepidoptera, Papilionidae.